This is a messenger RNA of Esox lucius (northern pike), 586 nucleotides long. It is a transcript of the gene rps15, whose product is annotated as ribosomal protein S15. Gene Ontology annotation, cellular component: ribosome; cytosolic small ribosomal subunit. Gene Ontology annotation, molecular function: structural constituent of ribosome; RNA binding. The coding region runs from base 104 to 541 and encodes 145 amino acids. The transcript has 4 exons. Gene Ontology annotation, biological process: ribosomal small subunit assembly; translation. The record is from RefSeq and is a predicted model, not a curated record. NCBI's taxonomy places the organism in Eukaryota, Metazoa, Chordata, Actinopteri, Esociformes, Esocidae.
AUUUUGUGUGACCGGAUAUCGAUAACCGGAUGUCCCUGUGUGUCGCGCGAUAUUAGGUGCAACGAGACUUCGAGAUGUUCUUUUCCCCGGAACAUCAGACAAGAUGGCGGAUGUUGAAAUCAAGAAGAAGCGUACCUUCAGGAAGUUCACCUACAGAGGUGUGGACCUGGACCAGCUUCUGGACAUGUCCUAUGAGCAGCUGAUGCAGUUGUACUGCGCCCGCCAGAGGAGGAGGCUUAACCGUGGCCUUCGCCGCAAGCAGCAGUCCCUCCUGAAACGCCUGCGCAAGGCCAAGAAGGAGGCCCCCCCGAUGGAGAAGCCAGAGGUGGUGAAGACUCACCUCCGGGACAUGGUCAUCCUGCCAGAGAUGGUUGGCUCCAUGGUCGGCGUGUACAACGGCAAGACCUUCAACCAGGUUGAAAUCAAGCCGGAGAUGUGCGGCCACUACCUGGGGGAGUUCUCCAUCACCUACAAGCCAGUCAAGCAUGGUCGCCCCGGUAUCGGAGCUACGCAUUCUUCCCGUUUCAUCCCACUGAAGUAGAAUGGCUGCUGUCUUUGUAUAAAUAAAAUUUGGGUGCCCACAAAA